Cotesia congregata is the source of this 471-nucleotide messenger RNA. The record is from the annotation of a GenBank genome assembly. Lineage: Eukaryota; Metazoa; Arthropoda; Insecta; Hymenoptera; Braconidae.
AUGUUCCAUUACCAACUACGAGACCAACUACCAGUAACAUUACCAAAGAAACUGACCUUAGACAAGGAGAUUCUCAAUUUGCGGCAAGCUGUCGACUGGCUGAAGAUAUCUCUUGUCCGAAGUGUAGCGCUGAAGCGUUCUGAGAAGCCGAUACUAUGGACACUUUCGUCGACAGCUCGUGUUUCUGCCAGUGGACUUGUACAUCGGCGGAAAAUAACACGCAGCACUGCAUUCAUACUACGCGAGGUUCGUCAAUCAUUUUUUGCACUUAAAAAGCUUGUUGCCGACGAGGGAGCCGUUCAAGCUGCUGCUGGUCCAGGGGAUGGUGAUGGGCAAGAGUUUCAGAAUGAAAGGCAGCGAGAAGUAUCUCAAGAGCUUUUCAUAGAAUUUUUUAACAGAAGCUUAGUUUGGGCGUUUCCGGUGAAAAUUCAAAAUUUGGCCGGAAGUGCCCAAUUGGGGAGAUUUAAUUAA